Enterobius vermicularis (human pinworm) is the source of this 606-nucleotide messenger RNA. The record is from the annotation of a GenBank genome assembly. Lineage: Eukaryota; Metazoa; Nematoda; Chromadorea; Rhabditida; Oxyuridae.
AUGUUGGGAUGUUGCUUUCCGCCUCUUCGCAUGUGUCUUGAGUGUGUUCAAGGCCCUAGUUUUGCCGCAACUCAGAGUUAUGCACAAUUCCAAGACGACUCCAGAAGCGUGAAGUUGGAUACUUCAUUUAUGGGCGAUGAGACGGUUCUGUUGAAAAAUGGUCAACGGAUUUGUGGUACUGGAGGAGCUCUAGGUACAGCUCCUAUUGUUCAAAACAAAGCAUAUUUUCAAAUUAGCGUCCAGCAAGGAGGAGUUUGGGGUGUUGGAUUAGCUAAUCGUUCUGUAAAACUAAACGUGGUGCCACCUGAAGAAAACUGCUGGAUUUUAAGACAUACGGGAGAAUUAGUUGCUAAUGGAGAGGUUAUUGGAAAAAUUGGUGAAUCUUUGGAGGAAGGGGAUUGCAUAGGGGUCGCAUAUGACCACAUUGAUUUAAAGCUGUACAAAAAUGGGACGCUGCUGCAACCUACGUUAAACAGUAUCCGUGGACAGGUGUACCCUAUAGUUUAUGUGGACGACGGUGCCAUUUUGGAUGUUUCUUUCAGGUUGUUUUCUUACAAUGCACCCGUUGGUUAUGCAGAAAUAAUGGUGGAACAAACAUUGCUGUAA